AUGCACUGGCAUGAUGACCCUUGUCAGCGCGUAGAGACAAUUCAGAAUCAGGCCAUGAACGAGCUGCAACAUCACCAACAUGCUGAGACUGCUGAACACCUCCAAACCUCGCAGCAAGGCGAACCCGUCCAGCCAGCAGAGACAGAUCGACUCGGAUCUAAUCAGGGACGAGCCGGAAUUGACGACGGUCGUCCUGAACAGCCUGGCCCGAGUGUGCAAAUCCAACCUGCCAACAGCUCGGAUGAGGAAUAUGUGUGGAUGGACGAAGUCGAUCUCGCGACCGCCGUUCAAAUAGCCCAACAAGACUUCAAGCUUGACUUUCUGGCCGCCAUGGCACACCAGGCAUGGAUAAUGCAAGGGAUCCAUGAUCGUCGCUUGAUGCAAGGACGGGAACAGGGAUACACCGGGGGCGGAGUUGAUUUAGGCCCUGCCAAUGUCGUUGCCAGUGCCGCCGAUGUUGUGCAAAUUGGACAAGAUCCAUUGGCGAUCCGCGUGGCUCGUGGGCCAUUCGGUAUUGUUCGAACGAGGACCUUUGACGGCGUCGUGGUCACAGAGCUUCCGUUGAGACCGCCGAAUGAGAGGGCGAUGAGAGAUGCCGUUGGAAGAUUGAUUCUCGACCGGCCAGCAUGA
Molecule: messenger RNA, 630 nt
Organism: Fonsecaea erecta
Lineage: Eukaryota; Fungi; Ascomycota; Eurotiomycetes; Chaetothyriales; Herpotrichiellaceae
Exons: 1
Coding region: 1-630 (209 amino acids)
Source: RefSeq, a predicted model, not a curated record